AUGUCUAUCAUGCACCAAUCCUCUAUGGUUGGGGAGUCUUCAACAGACACCAUGGAUGCUAGAUCUACUCCAGCAACCUCGGAGGCGGGCGCACCAAUUAUAGGGACAUCUCAGAUAGAGGAUACCGGAUCCGAAAUGCAGGAAUUAGUUUCGAACGUGGAUUCCUAUAUCCCAGUGGGAGUACUGAGGAAGCGUACGUGUGUUAAUAAUGCAGGUAGUGAGGGAGAGGAAGGACAUGACUUCCCAGAGGCCGAGAUCAGAAUGUUGGAGGCUCACCACCGGAUUUGGACCUGUAUUUUGCCAUAUCAUAAUCAUCCCGGGUGGAGUUACGUUCGUAUAUAUGUUAUGCCUGAUGACAAGGGUCGCAAGUUUAUUCCACGCUUGAGCGCGAGUUUGAGGCGUGCGCUCAAGGUCAUCGUGUCAAGAGUGGAUCGGUCGCCUCAGGCAUGGUCUGGUUGGCUUCCAUCGGACUGGAAUGCUAAUAAAGGCACUACGGACGAUGCAAAAGAUGAGUCCUUGUGGUAUAUCUUCAAUACUUUACAAGACCCAGAGCCUCAAGUGAAGAACAUGAGAGACCCGUAUACGAGGAAAGCUAUGCAAGAGUUGCUAUCAGUGGUCGACAGCAUUGACAAUGAUGAAAAUACAGAAAUAGGCCAGCAGGACUGUACCGGUAUUUUGGGUCUUAAAACACCACUAUAUCCAUACCAGCGCCGUUCGGCUGCCAUGAUGGUUCAGCGAGAAGCACAACCGGCAAAGAUGUUGGAUCCCAGACUGCAAAUAUGCACAAGUCCUACAGGUCAAGAAUACUACUAUGAUAAGGAGGAGGGCACCAUUUUUCAUGAGAAAAAGCUGUACUCCGAGGCUUGUGGAGGCAUACUUGCAGAGACCAUGGGCUGCGGCAAGACUCUGAUUUGUCUGGCAGUGAUUCUGGCCACACGUGGGCAUUUCCCUCAUAUCCCGUUUGAGUAUCAGGAGAUGAACCCUGUCCGUGAAAAAACUGCAAGUCUAGUUCAAAUGGCAGCUGCAACCGCAGGGCGGCUUUCGCUACCGUGGGAGAGUAGAUUCAGGUCUCUGGGUGACUCCGGUUCGUUUUACAAGAAGUGCAUCAAAGCAUGUGAGGAAAACCGUGGCGAGUAUACCAUUCCACCACCACCAGCCAAGCACGGUAGUCGAAAUGGGGUGGCCUAUCCUAGACCACCUCCUUUGCGCCUUCAGCUCUGCUCUGGGACUCUGAUUAUUGUACCACCUAACCUUGUUAACCACUGGGUGCAUGAAAUUAAUAGCCACACCGAAGGACUCAGAGUGCUGGUUUUACGGGACAACUCGGAGAUAACACCCUCACAGGACAGUCUCUUGCAGUAUGACAUUAUCUUGUUUUCGCGAGUUCGCUUUGAAAAAGAGGCAGGUGAGGCGGUGCAUAACAAGCGCCAGUCAAUCAAAGUCGAGGAGUCGCCAUUGACCAAACUUCAUUGGCUUCGGAUUAUUGUCGAUGAAGGCCACAACGUGGCUGGCCACGGACACCGCACCACUAUGAUCCAUAUGAUUGACCAACUUCAUGUGGAGCGUCGAUGGGUCGUGUCAGGAACACCAUCUAGCGGGCUCUAUGGGGUUGAAGUUAGCCUGGCUUCGCAGGAAACGAACACUAGUGACACCGAUAUGACGGAGGCCACCGCAGCCAUACUUCACGGAAGGAAGAAGACCGGAAAUGCAAUCGAUAGUGAGCUGAAGGAUAUUGAUAGGUUGCGACUUAUUGUUGUAGAGUUCCUCGAUCUUAAGCCAUGGUCGAACUCCCGUGCCCACGAUCAUGCUAAUUGGACCAAGUACGUCAAGCCGGUUGGAGAGGAUGGGAGACGCCGGAAAGCCCCGUCUCUUCGAGCCACCCUGCAGAGCUUUGUUGUGCGGCAUCGUAUGGAGGUGAUCCACAGGGAAAUUUUUCUCCCGCGGCUGCACAACAAGGUAGUGCACCUUGAGCCGACCUUCUAUGACAAAUUGAACCUUAACCUAUUCAUCUUUAUACUGGCGGUCAAUGCGAUCACGUCCGAGCGGAAAGACCAGGAUUACAUGUUCCAUCCACGCAACCGGAAGCAUCUCACGACACUGAUCAGCAAUCUUCGACAGGCAGGCUUCUGGUGGGCUGGCUCCGAGGGGGAUCUCGCCGGAACCAUGGACACGGCCCAGAGGUAUUUGGAGAAAAAUCGGGAGAAGAUGACGGUCGAGGAUGUCGAAUUACUGACAGAGGGUGUGCGCAUAGCCCAGAAAGCACUUGCCUGUGAAAGCUGGAAUGCAUUCAAGAAAUUCCACGAACUGGGAGUUUUCAUCCAGUCUUUUCCCUCCCAUGCUCGAAACAUGUGGGCACUGGCUGAUUCCCGAUCCUACCUGGAGCCUCUUCUUAUGGGAAUCUCUCAGGCCCACCACUCCCAAAAAUUUGUAACUGCACAUUUAAAUACGUACGACCCGGCGGAAGGUCUUCCAGGGGCGGGACUCAAAGUUCGUCUUCAGCUUGAAAAGCGAGAACAGCGUGGGUCCGAGCCUGUGAGCAUCAAGACGACGCCAGAUAAGCCUCUCAACAUACGGUCUCCCAAGAAGACCUUCUCCAAGGGACUUUUCAAGAUACUUUCCGCGGAAUCGCCCCUUGCGGAAACCAAACUCGUUGCAACCGCCUCCGCCAAACUGACAUACCUGCUGGAUCAGGUCCACCUGCUGCACAAGGACGAGAAGAUAAUCAUCUUCUAUGACAACAACAACUCAGCAUUCUGGAUCGCCGAGGGCCUUGAGCUACUCGGCAUCGAAUUCCGUAUCUACGCCAGCACACUGAAACCCGCCCAGAGAGCCGAAUACCUCGCCUUAUUCCAAGAAGCCCAGGACAUCCGCGUGCUCCUAAUGGAUCUGGUCCAAGCAUCACACGGACUCCACAUAGCGUGUGCCUCGCGCGUCUUCAUCAUAAAUCCAAUCUGGCGCCCCAACGUUGAAAGCCAAGCCAUCAAACGAGCCCAUCGGAUCGGGCAGAGCCGACCUGUGUUUGUUGAGACGCUUGUCCUCAAAGACACGCUGGAAGAUAAAAUGCUGAGACGCCGGAAAAACAUGUCUGAGAUGGAAAUCCAGCAUGCAGAGAAGGACCUCCUCGACGAUACUACGAUGAGCUCCAUCAUCCAAAACGAGCGUUUCAUCCCCAUGCCCGAAGACGAAGAUUCAGCCGGGCUGGCCUUCCUGCGAAACCCUCCGGGGUUCUUCGAUCGUCAUAAACUUCCUAUGUCAGAUGAUAUCGGUAGCGGUGACGCAACAGAGUCCGAGAUACACAAGACACCGACGAAGCGCCGACGGUCCGCCAAACCUGACUCGCUUGAUUUUGGCGCCGUCGAUCUCUCGGACGGGCCUGAUCUACUGACUCCCACUAAACGGAGGAGAACAGCGGAGCCGCGGAUUUUCUGCAGCGCCACGCCUCAUCUCCAGACCUUCAUCAUUCACGAAGAUGAUUUUUAUUAUCCGGAUGAUCGAAUCCCAUACACAACCACUCCAUCCGGCAAAAUAGUCCAAGACUGGGACACGAUAUCCGCCAUCGACGUAUCAUUUUUAUCAUCGACGCUGUCGUAUGUUCGCAACCACGGGGUCCUACCGCCCCGACUGAAGAGUAAAGAGGAUUUAAAUGAGAAGGCGGAUUCCGGAGUGGACGAGGACAUUGUCGCUCAAUUUCGGAGAGAAGUUCAGAGUCGUCUGACAUCAUCUUCCGUACCGGGGGGAUGUGCCACUGCUCGCACAGUGGCUUUUCUGGAAGGGUUUCUUCUCUAUGCGCCGCCGGAAUCGGAGGUCCAGGAUCAUGAGCUGCGUUCGGUGCAUGGACAGAUCGAUGUGCGGCUUUUUUUGCCCACCCCGUAUGACCUAGUGAAGACGAGGCGGGAGAGUCGCAGUGGUUAUGUUACUAUUGGACCGGCGCCGGUUUCAACGACGUCGGCGUCGGGACAGGAGAUCUCGAACUCUCGGGAGGUGGAUUUGGAAGCCGAAGAUGAUCGACCGCCGCAGAACUUUUGGACCGAUCCGCCGGGCUACGUGGAUGAUAUCGUUUGGCCCCGGUAUGUUCAGGACCAUGCGUGGCUACUUUUGCCCGAACAGCCUUCGUCGCAGGUAUCUAGCUGUCUGGGGAUGGAUUCUCAUGAGACCAUCCAUGUAGUAGGACAGGGGGUCAACUUGAGAACUGAUGCUGGGGUAACGGUCGCUCCAGGGCAGGGAAGCAAACCGAUGGUGGAUAUCCUUCGAUGGGCAGUGGAGGUGAUGAUGAAGCAUUUAGAAGAAACAACUGCAUAA
Aspergillus tanneri is the source of this 4299-nucleotide messenger RNA. RefSeq lists its product as uncharacterized. The record is from RefSeq and is a predicted model, not a curated record. Gene Ontology annotation, molecular function: ATP binding; ATP-dependent chromatin remodeler activity. Lineage: Eukaryota; Fungi; Ascomycota; Eurotiomycetes; Eurotiales; Aspergillaceae. The transcript is spliced from 4 exons. Bases 1 to 4299 code for a protein of 1432 amino acids.